Molecule: messenger RNA, 1488 nt
Organism: Ostreobium quekettii
Lineage: Eukaryota; Viridiplantae; Chlorophyta; Ulvophyceae; Bryopsidales; Ostreobiaceae
Source: the annotation of a GenBank genome assembly
AUGCAGGCGCUGCUCGAGAGGGCCAGGGAGCCCAAGGUGGCGGCCGUGGCCGCCGGCGCCGUGUGCGCAGCGGCCGCCGGCGGCUACCUGCUGCACCGAUCGCUGUCCCACAGGUACCCCACCGAGGGGCCCUACCCUGCGGGCAGCCUCCCGGAUGGCGCCUACGACGCCUGCAUCGUGGGGGCGGGGCCCGCCGGGAGCACGGCGGCGUAUUUCAUGGCCAAAGGGGGGGCGAAGGUGGCGCUGCUGGAGAAGGAGAAGUUCCCGAGGGACAAGUACUGUGGCGAUGCGGUUUGCACGCCGGCGAUCAAGAUCCUGGAGGAGAUGGGCGUGAUGGCGGAACUGGUGGAGGGCAACGAGGCGCAGUUCGCGGACUCGGGCGGCUUCGUGAGCCCGCACGGGCACGUGUACAUAGGUGCUUCUGUGGAGAAAAUUGGAGAGGCUGCUGCGUGCGCCGUCAAGCGAACGCACCUGGACGCGAGGAUUGCGCGCUGCGCCUCUCGAGCGGGGGCCGACCUUCGAGAAGGCAUGGAGGUCACGGAUGCCGUCUUUGACCAAAGCAAGGGCAUCUGGACCGUGAAGACAAAACAAGGUGUCGAAUUCCAGUCACGGGUGCUUGUCUGUGCAGAUGGCGCAACCUCUCGCUUGGCCUCCAAACUUGGGUACUGCACAGAGGCGCCAAAGGGCGUCUGCAGCCGAGCAUAUGUUGAGGCGGGAACACACAACGUAAGCUUUGAUGGUGUUUGCUUCUAUGCGAAAGAGUCAUUGCCAGGUUACUCUGCAAUCUUCCGGCACCCCAAUGAUGAGCUCAAUUUCUGCUACUACUUGAUCCCUUGUGGGAAAGAGGGCAUGUGUGGGGAUGUCAAGGAGUCAGACCUCCCUUCCCUGCACAACAACGCCAUCAAGUACGACCCUUUCAUCAGCAAGGCCCUUGGACCCAAGGCCAAAAUUGAGCGCAUGAAGGCCGCCGCUCUGAGGCUGGGAUGUCAAGGCAUCAAGUCAACCUUUGACGAUCAUUUGUUACUCGUGGGGGAUGCAGCAGGUCACAUCGACCCCCUCACAGGGGAAGGAAUUCACACAGCCAUCAUGGGAGGCAAAGCAGCCGCAGAGGCGCUGCUGGCCAUGCGGCAAACGGGAGACUACUCGAAGGCAUCCACGAAGCGCUACUACAAGGGUUGGAUGAAAGCAUUCGGCCAUGACUUCUACAUGUCACGAGGUGGCGCCAAUCUGGUUUAUCGGUAUCCCAUUUUGCUGGACGCGUGCUGCCGCGAAAUGCAGCGGCAAGGGGACGCCAUGAUGGUGAAAUGGGCAGAGGUCAUGACCAACAUGAAGCCCAAGACGUACUUUCUGCAGCCUCACGUUGCAGUACCGUUAGCGAUCGCCGUCGUUAGGGAAUUCAUCGACCAGAAGGUCCUUGGAAAGGCGAGUGCGUACAUCAUGGCCAAUAGGGACGACGACAAGGGAGGGGCAAAGGAUGGGAAUUGUUGA